AUGCUUUUCUCUAUCGCAUUCAUCGCUUCUGUUCUCGCAGCGUGUGACAUCACCACCGCAUUACGGACCAAUGGUGACCCUGAACAUCACGACAACGGCCUCAAGAAAAUCUGCCCACAUCUGAAGACACAGGAUAAGGGCUGCAUACGAUACACUAGAGGCUACGAUGUUACCGGCGUUCUCACCACAGUCACCCCAAAUGUCAAUGACGAAUGUGCUUGUAUCGAGGAAUGUCUCAAUGCUCCAGCCUCCUGCGACAGCUAUGUGUGGAAGUACAACGAUGAUGGAACACGUCGCUACGAGCCUAUCGCAGAGGGCCCUACCCAGAUCGGUGGCUUAGUACCUAAAGCUACAACGCCUAGUGGUGAGAUCGAUGAGCUUGCUGUUUCUGGUCCUGUCUGGCAACUUGAAGGAGGUGGGGCACUCUGCUAG
Penicillium subrubescens is the source of this 432-nucleotide messenger RNA. RefSeq lists its product as uncharacterized. Bases 1 to 432 code for a protein of 143 amino acids. The record is from RefSeq and is a predicted model, not a curated record. NCBI's taxonomy places the organism in Eukaryota, Fungi, Ascomycota, Eurotiomycetes, Eurotiales, Aspergillaceae. The transcript has 2 exons.